This is a messenger RNA of Quercus lobata, 905 nucleotides long. RefSeq names its product MADS-box protein JOINTLESS-like. NCBI's taxonomy places the organism in Eukaryota, Viridiplantae, Streptophyta, Magnoliopsida, Fagales, Fagaceae. Gene Ontology annotation, cellular component: nucleus. Gene Ontology annotation, molecular function: DNA-binding transcription factor activity; RNA polymerase II transcription regulatory region sequence-specific DNA binding; protein dimerization activity. Bases 26 to 679 code for a protein of 217 amino acids. Gene Ontology annotation, biological process: positive regulation of transcription by RNA polymerase II. The transcript has 8 exons. The record is from RefSeq and is a predicted model, not a curated record.
AUCUGAUAACCUAAUAUCUGGGAAAAUGACGAGGAGGAAAAUUCAGAUUAAGAAGAUUGACAACACGACGGCAAGGCAGGUGACAUUCUCAAAAAGGAGGAGAGGACUUUUUAAGAAAGCUUUUGAGCUCUCUACUCUCUGCGAUGCUGAAAUUGGUCUCAUGGUCUUUUCUGAAACAGGAAAGCUCUUUGAAUACGCCAGCUCAAGUAUGCAGCAAGUAAUUGAAAGGCAUAAUCUACAUCCAGCAAAUCUUGGCAGAAUGAACCAACUAUCUCUUGACUUCCAGCUUGAGAACGGUAUGUCCUACGCCAUGUUGAGCAAGGAAAUAGAGGAGAAGACAAAUGAAUUGAGGAAAAUUAGAGGAGAAGAGCUCUCGGGAAUGGAUAUAGAAGAAUUACAGAAACUAGAGAAAGAGCUUGAAGUAGGCCUGAGCCGUGUUAUAGUAACAAAGGGUGAAAGAUUUCUGGAAGAGAUCACUGCCCUUAAGCAAAAGGGAGCCGAACUGAUGGAAGAAAACCAACGACUAGAACAGAUGGAGAAUUUGUUUAGCACUCAAACACAUGUAAUUGAACAAGGUCAGUCAUUUGAGUUAAUCACCAACAUUUACAACUCAUUUGAUCCUCAAGACAAUGAUAGUUCAGACAUAUCUCUCAUGUUGGGGCUACCUUUUCCUAAAUGAAUUUGAAGUAUAGUGAAGAUCAAGACGCAUACAUGGAUUCUCUUUUCUCAAAUACAAAAGAAAAAAGGCCAUGGCUAAGUAAUUACAAAUCCUAGCUCAGAGUUGUAAUUAAUUUUUUGUAAGACCAAUUCGUUUCCACUAGCUGAUUCUAGGAGUCUGCAUGUGUAUGGUAAAUUUUGGAUGCUUAAUCAUUUUUAUGGAUGAAUCAAAGGUUAAUUUGUUACAA